This is a messenger RNA of Megalobrama amblycephala (Wuchang bream), 3301 nucleotides long. It is a transcript of the gene svopa, whose product is annotated as SV2 related protein a. The coding region runs from base 432 to 2081 and encodes 549 amino acids. The record is from RefSeq and is a predicted model, not a curated record. The transcript is spliced from 16 exons. Gene Ontology annotation, biological process: transmembrane transport. Gene Ontology annotation, molecular function: transmembrane transporter activity. Gene Ontology annotation, cellular component: membrane. Lineage: Eukaryota; Metazoa; Chordata; Actinopteri; Cypriniformes; Xenocyprididae.
ACAAUUACAGAUUUUUAUUUUUGUCUCGUUGAAUAUUUAAAAUAUGAAUAGAAUUUACUUCACAUUUUGGAAACAUAAUCUAUAUAUAAAUAAUAUUUUUCAAAAAGUGAAUGGGGAAAAAAACUCAAUGAAAUUCAUGGAUGGCAAAGAGUAUUGUCUUGAUUCCUCAUCUCCAUAACAUAUUCACAGUGCCCCACUGGUGCUUUGGUAUGACACGGGCGUUCCAGCCUUUGCAGAGAUCCAGCAAGCCGAGCGACGCCACCAGCGACACAACAGGCGCAGAAAUCAUGGCAGCUCCGCACACGCACAACACCGCCCCUCUCUGAGCUCUUCACUGUCCUCACGCCUGUGGUGCUGAAAUCAGCCUCAACUCGACAGCAAUGUAACGGCAAUGAGACAAAGACUCCGGCAGCCCGACGAACAGACCGAUAAUGGACGAUGAUUUGUUUCAGUUAAGGCAGCUCCCAGUGGUGAAAUUUCGGCGUACAGGUGAAAGCACUCGCUCAGAGGAUGAGUGUGGCAGCAGGGAAGAGGCUUUGGAGGUGGAGGGAGGACGGAUGGAUAUGGAGUCUGUUUCCUUGGCCGAUGGUGCUCCGGUGCCUCGGGAAUUUGCCAACCCCACUGAUGAUACAUUCAUGGUUGAGGAUGCCGUGGAAGCCAUUGGCUUUGGGACGUUCCAGUGGAAACUGUCCAUCCUGACUGGACUUUCUUGGAUGGCUGACGCCAUGGAGAUGAUGAUCCUCAGUAUAUUGGCGCCUCAACUGCACUGUGAGUGGGCACUGCCCAGCUGGGAGGUGGCACUACUAACUUCGGUUGUUUUUAUUGGAAUGAUGAUCAGUUCUUCAUUAUGGGGGAACAUAUCUGAUAAAUAUGGGAGAAAAACAGGUUUGAAGAUGAGUGUAUUGUGGACCCUCUUCUAUGGCCUUCUCAGUGCAUUUGCACCUAUAUACGGAUGGAUCUUGUUCCUCAGGGCUCUGGUGGGCUUCGGUAUUGGAGGGGCUCCACAAUCAGUAACAUUGUAUGCUGAGUUUCUCCCUAUGCGGUCCAGAGCCACUUGCAUUCUGUUGAUAGAGAUAUUCUGGGCUUUGGGAACAGUAUUUGAAGUGAUGCUGGCUAUUUUGGUGAUGCCAACUUUGGGCUGGCGCUGGCUGCUGGCCCUCUCCACUAUUCCACUCUUCAUUUUUGCUUUUUUUUGCUUUUGGCUGCCAGAAAGCGCUCGUUACGACGUCCUGACAGGAAAUCAGGAGAAGGCUUUGAACACACUCAAACGCAUUGCUACAGAGAAUAAUGUCCCAAUGCCGCUGGGAAAACUCAUAGUGGCCAGACAGGAGGACAGGGGAAAACUUCGGGAUCUUUUCUCUCCACACUUACGCUGGACCACUGUUCUGCUCUGGUUCAUAUGGUUCUCUAAUGCAUUUUCAUAUUAUGGUGUGGUUUUGCUGACCACUGAGCUUUUCCAGGAGGGAGGCGCCUGUGGUGGGGGGAAGGGCAGAAAAAGGGAGCCAGGUUGUAGUUUGGAGUGCAAAUAUCUAAAUUCAGAUGAUUACAAAGACCUGCUAUGGACCACACUUUCUGAGUUUCCAGGCCUGCUGGUGACCCUGUGGGCAAUUGAUCGUUUAGGAAGGAGAAAGACUAUGGCACUGUGUUUCUUUGUCUUCUCCCUCUGCAUUGUGCCGCUCUACGGCUGUGUGGGAAGGACUUCUUUGACAGUAUUUAUAUUCAUUGCGAGGGCCUUCAUCGCUGGAGGUUUCCAGGCUGCAUAUGUGUACACCCCUGAGGUGUAUCCCACAGCGACGAGGGCACUGGGUUUGGGCACCAGUAGUGGGAUGGCCCGAGUUGGAGCUCUCAUCACACCAUUUGUGGCACAGGUGAUGCUGGAGUCAUCAGUGUACCUGACCCUGUCAGUAUACUGUUGCUGCUGUUUGCUGGCUGCUAUUGCUUCCUGUGCGCUGCCCAUAGAGACCACAGGGCGGGGCCUACAGGAGUCUAGUCACAGAGAGUGGGGUCAGGAGAUGAUGGGACGGGCCUCAGACCACAGCCCUGGAGGAAUUCCACAUUCCAGCUCUGGAUCACAGGACUAAGGGGUUUGGAAAGACUUUGUAGAAGAAAUUGUUCUUGGAUGGAAGUGGGGAAUUUUUCUGUAAAAUUAAAUGUGUCCACAAAGGAAUAGCAGAUUUAAUUGUUUUAAGAACUGCUUGGUUUUGAUUUAAAUCAGUCCAUUAAAUGACACAUUCCCCCACCAAAGGUUUCUCUUUAUGAACAUCCGGACCAGAAAAAAUCAAGGGGAAUACAUUUCCAUCACAUAAUACUCCCUUUUUGCCUCAUUCCCAGGGAAUACAACAGAAAAUGGGUUGAAAAUGGAUCUAAAACUGCAUUAUGCAGUUUAACACAUGAAAACCACUCACUCUCACUCUCAUAUGUUCAAAGAGCAUUUGGGGGUGUUUAGGAGAAGAGUGAAAGAUUUGAACUUUCAAAGUCCUGAAGUCUUGAAGUUGAAAGAUAGCACAAGAGUAUGUGUGUUUAUGACAGGUUUAGUAUGAUAGCAAGUAAAAAAAAAUCAUUUUAUUUUUUAAGAGGGCCUUACACUCCACUCCCAGCAUUCCUUUGGGGAGGUCAUGACAACUUUUAUCUAUUCAUCGAAGCAGAGACAGGAUGCUGCUAUAAAUCAGACAUUGCACCAGUUUGUGGUCUCUGUUAUCUUGCUUUUUUUCAAAGGACCGUUUACCAUACUUUAACCUGGUUAAAUGUUAGCCAUUCAUAGUGCUAAGAGUUUCACUGACACCAGUGACGUAUCCAGUGGACACCAAAUUCUUCAUUUCGUACCACUCAGCACUUGAGAGCACCUAUCUUCAUCCUCUAACUUGCUGUCACCUGCAAUCACUCAUGUAAAAUUCUCAUUCAUAUACAAAACUCCAGUUGUUCCCUUAUAAUCAGGCAUAUCAAAGGUUACUGAAUCUUAAGAUACAACUCAAUAACAAUAAAACAAUUGCAAGUGGCUUUCAUCAGAAUGGGUCUGUAGGUCAAGUAUAUUUUUAUUACUGUCAUACUGUCUUUGUUUCUUCAGCCCGACAGCUCAAUGGUAUAUUCGGUUAUUUGUAUUCCUGCCUUCUCAACCGUACAGUGGGUAUGCGUGUGGCAUGAUGGGAAGUGUGCAGUUGUUCCUGUGAGUCCAGAGAGUUGUCUCCUAUGCCUGCCUUUUGCGAUUUAGUGCCGCGUUUUGUGUCUCUGUGCACAGAUCUAUUGCCACUGCACUGGAUGUACAUGUAUGAUAACAAUAAAUUAUGAUUCAAAACAUGAAAAA